This is a messenger RNA of Sphaeroforma arctica JP610, 834 nucleotides long. RefSeq lists its product as hypothetical. The transcript is spliced from 6 exons. Gene Ontology annotation, cellular component: signaling receptor complex. Gene Ontology annotation, molecular function: transmembrane receptor protein tyrosine kinase activity; ATP binding. Gene Ontology annotation, biological process: positive regulation of kinase activity; cell surface receptor protein tyrosine kinase signaling pathway; protein phosphorylation. Lineage: Eukaryota; Ichthyosporea; Ichthyophonida. The record is from RefSeq and is a predicted model, not a curated record. Bases 6 to 764 code for a protein of 252 amino acids.
GUAAUAUGUUGCUGUACAGACCGCCGCGAGCGAAGGUGUCCGAUUUGGGACUCGCGCGAGAAGUGGACGAACAUUCGCAGUACACAAAAACAUCACAAAAUGUACAGCUACCUGUUAGGUGGAUGGCUCCGGAGAACAUCAUGGAAUUCAAGGCAAACCAGGCCACUGAUGUCUGGGCCUUUGGCAUUACAACUUGGGAGAUUAUAUCUAAUGGGAUGAUGCCAUUUCAUACCCUGACUAACAAGGAGGUGAUAGUGCUCUUGACCAAUCCAAAUACGAUCAUCAGCACCUAUCUGAUAAAGCAAGAUCAUUGGACCGACGAGAUUUACAAAACGGUAUUGGAUUGUACCGCUUUUGAACCGGACGAUAGGCCAUCAUUUGACAUGCUCAGAAAUGAUUUUAUGAGGAUGGUGAAUAAUUUGGGACCUUUGACUGUCGAUGAAAAGAACCACCUGAUGACCUACAACGGAAAUAUAAAGUGCAAGUUCACAUGGAUGAUGAACGAUGAUGACGUCAACGCAUUAGUACGUGCGAACACCAAGAAAAUAACUGGGCAGAGCCCGGACAGCCAUAGAGUCUAUACCGAGCUACAAAAGCCGAUGUCGGGUGUGUCACAAAACCUCGAUAGUUCGACGAAUCUAUUUGAUUCUGGAACAUCUAGGGACACUGUGAGCUGCCGUGGUUGUCUUGACGAGGUUGUACCAUCGGGUGGGCCAUUGGAUUCUUAUAUGGAUAGGAUUUUGAAAUCAAAAACAAAGAAAUAACACUUCUAGUUGUGAAUCCAGCAAGAUUCGCAUCCAAACUCAUUUAGAAUAAACCAAACAACUACGAAAA